GGUGGGUAUAGUGGUGGCUGCUGGCGCUCUCUGCAGUACAGAUCUGCUGAGAGCACCAGAGCAGAGCUCCUCCACAGAUCACAGCCGCAGGGUUCCCACUGCAGUUUAGAGGGAAACCUUACACCGAAAUAUUAUACGAGAGGACAACAGUCAGAACAACUAAGAGGACAGAAGGUAAAGGAAAGUGGAGGACAAGAAAAGAAGUGAUGAAACAAACUGACAGAGGAGGAGCCGCUUGAAGGACCUCAUGAUGUCACAUGAAGCAGAUUCGUUUUUGUGAUAAGGAUCACGGGCAACAUUAAAGAAGUUCAAACAUUCCUUGAGAUAUAUUGAAGAAAGUCUACCCAUCUGCCACUGCAUCUACCUCAGGAUGGCUGGCUGUACCAGCCGCUGCAGACAGGGGGUGCUCAAAUUAAUCCAGUCCCUGCAGAGAUUGGUCUCAGGAACCCUCACAAAAGAUAAAACAGAUGAUGAGCUUGAGAUGACGAUGGUGUGCCACAGACCAGAAGGACUUGAGCAACUUGAAGCCCAAACAAACUUCACCAAACAGGAACUGCAGAUCCUCUAUCGUGGUUUUAAAAAUGAAUGUCCAAGUGGAGUUGUGAAUGAGGAGACAUUUAAACACAUUUAUGCACAGUUCUUUCCUCAUGGAGAUGCAAGCAUGUAUGCACAUUAUCUGUUCAACGCCUUUGACACUGCAAACAAUGGUUCCAUAAAGUUUAAGGAUUUUGUAAUGGGACUAUCUAUUCUGCUGAGGGGAACGCUAAGGGAAAAGCUGGAGUGGACGUUUCACCUGUAUGACAUCAACAGAGAUGGAUACAUAAACAGAGAGGAAAUGACUGAGAUUGUGAGGGCCAUAUAUGACAUGAUGGGCAAGUACACCUACCCUGCACUGAAGGGAGACGUUCCACAGCAGCAUGUGGAUGCCUUUUUUCAGAAAAUGGAUAAGAACAAAGAUGGCGUGGUGACUUUGGAGGAGUUCAUUGUAGCCUGCCAAGAGGAUGAAACUAUGAUGAGAUCCAUGCAGCUGUUUGAAAACGUCAUGUAGAACAAGCGGAGAGGGUGGAGACAACCACAUGGAAAAAUGAGAGGGCUGAAUGUGAGUGUGUGUGGAUGCAUAUGUGCAGUACAUCCAGUCUCUCCUCCUCCUCCUCCUGUUUUAUCCAGCUGUGGUCAGGAUAUAGGCUGAAUCCCCCACAAUGACUUGUAUGAAGGGACUGGACUGGGAUGCUCUUUAGUGCUCCUGACGAGUUUCGUCACACAACACAAAGUGACUGAUGUGACAGACAUGGAUUUUAACACAUUCGUCUCUGUUCUGUCAUGAAGACGAAGAUUGGCCUGUUAAAGAUGAAGCUGCUCAUCCAUUAUGAGGCUGCUCCUGACCAGUGAAGGGCGAUGUGCUCAAGAAGCUGAACAUUUUAUUUUAUUUUUUGCCAAGAAGCAGUUGGGGUUUGUUUGUUUAUUUGCUUUUUUUUUUUGGUUGUUUUUUUGCCAAAGUAUGAUUGCAUGCUUGUUUUAUUUCCAAACUUUUUGACAGAUUUGACCAUAAGUAAAUCUAUACUUGUGUCUCAUGCAUCUUGUGGUUGACAGAUAUGAGAUAUUGCAAAUGUUGUACGUUGGUUUCACUGAUGCGGUGACCCUUGUAAAUUUGUGAUGACCUGGAUGUCGCUUGUGUGCUGAGUCUGUGUUAUGCUCGUCUGUCCAAAACUUACAGUACAAGUCAAAUAAUUUUAAAGCAGCACAUUUCCUGGGUCUUACAUGGUGUGUGUGUGUUUAUCUUUUCUUUUCUUUUUUAGUGAAAAAGAAACCGAUUCAUUCUUUUUUCAUAUUUUCAUCUGCUGCUUUCCUGCUUGUGGUCAAAUUGGUGUAUUGUCAAAAAUGUUUUUUAAAAAAAAAGAUUGAAAAAAAAACAUGAAUACGUUUUAGACAUAAUUAUGAAAUACCCGCAAAUCAAAGAUGUUGAAGAAGAGGCUUAUUAGAUGUUUAUUUGCACAGAUGACAGGUAAUCGAGGCGUGAGUCUCAGAUGGAAACAGCGAUGUUACAGAAGAAGUUUUGUCCAAAAGACAUCACUGUGUCAGAAAAAGCGAGACGUUUGCUGCUGGUCCAUUCCAGCAAAGAACUGAGAAAGCUUCUGAUAAUCUUGCAGGGAAAACCCGCUGAAUGUCAGCUUUGGAAUGUGAUAUGACACUGAGGACAGCUCCACUUGUAAUAAUGAACAUUUGGCACUGUGUCCUCCAUCCAAACAAGGACAGUGAUGUCACACUGACGUAAACGGUACACAGAAAAUAGGUUUUUUCUGCAGCAGUAGCCCGCUGAAGGUUUCCUGUGAGUCGUGGUGUGUUUAAAUGCGCCACCAUAAUAGAAAACUCGCAAGACUAUCGUAGUUUAGGCACUAAAAUAUUCAUUGCUGUUCUUUUUCGCAGUCAUUAGAGAGGCUCUUUUGCUGCACCGUGCGACCGUGUGACAUCGCAGCCUCAGGUCUCGGAGAUCUUAUUUUGGAAUCAGAUUAUUAAAUCUCACCAACAGGUUCAUUCUAAGCCAUAUGAAUAAAUGUGUCAAUUCUUAAAUUUGA
This is a messenger RNA of Oreochromis niloticus (Nile tilapia), 2573 nucleotides long. It is a transcript of the gene kcnip1b, whose product is annotated as Kv channel interacting protein 1 b. The record is from RefSeq and is a predicted model, not a curated record. Lineage: Eukaryota; Metazoa; Chordata; Actinopteri; Cichliformes; Cichlidae. Gene Ontology annotation, biological process: regulation of potassium ion transmembrane transport. Gene Ontology annotation, cellular component: voltage-gated potassium channel complex. The transcript has 9 exons. Gene Ontology annotation, molecular function: calcium ion binding; transmembrane transporter binding; potassium channel regulator activity. Bases 371 to 1048 code for a protein of 225 amino acids.